UCGACUAGCAAGCUCACUGAGCAAGUUUCAGCAAUGGUCAACCCUGCCCCUCUUCUGUAAACAAACUACAACGCCACCAAAACCGACCCGCCCCUGUUCAAAGCCCUUUAGAGCAAUUCACAUUGCCCAAACAUUAAUCACAGCAUCGCCCACGGGUCAAUAAUAGCACUCUAAAGUCCUUUGGAAGAGCGCAUUAUCUUAUGUUGCCUGGUGAGACUAGCAGACAGGCUAACACAGAGCUAGCCUGCACCCUCGCCCCGGCACCGGACAUCCAAGACAAAGCCGAAUUCCAAUGCCUCACCAUCGUACAAAUCGAGGCGAUCUUGCGGACAGUCAUCAGUAUUUCCAUCCGUAAGCAGCCAUGUUGGUCCGAACCCCGAUGUGGAAAAAGUGGGAGCCGAUACGGCUGCGGAGUUCCGGGGAAGCUAUCUGCUGGUGGCUACUACAACUGUCAAGUCACAGCAGACAGCGAAAACACUUCCGGUCAAUGCUUACCUGUGUCUAUCCAACGUAACGGCUGCCGUGACAGAGCACUUCCUAUUUAAAUAAAGUAUGGCUCGAUAGUGCAGCCAUUUAUAUCUUACAGACGGGAUUGUGGCAAUGCGAAAAAUUUGGAAGCAAUUUUUGCUACUGCAAAUUAAAAAAAUGUACCGCUUCAAAAAUAUAUCUGCAUUAAACCAAGCAGGUAAACGUCGCUACAAAUAUUAAUUUUACGAGACAAUUGUAAAACAGAUCCGUUAAACUCCAUAAAUUAAUACGUUGAUUCUACUUUGAAAACAAACCUGUACAGCUUCCGUCAAUGAUUAGCUUCAAGCAUGUUCGCUUUACAUAACUUCCUGUCUUCCACGAAGGGACAGAAGGAGUGUCUGCGGCGUUAUCUUCACUUGUGGUGCGCGUCUUGGAUCGGCGGGCGGUGCUUGGUGUUCAAAGUGGCACCUGGUCAAAUUUGCGCUCCUCAUUUCAUUUUGAGAAUUGAACUCAUUUGUUUUUUAUUUAACUGUGGGCGCACAGUAUGUCUGUAACACCUUUGAUUUGGAUUUCAACGAGAAACUCCGCCCACGCGUGUUAAACACCAAGCAUUUUUUAAGUUCUUACUAUUGUCACAUAUUAUAAUUUCCAUCUCGUUCAGGUCAUCCAGAUUUAUAUCAGGAUUCAUAUCUAGUUUGAAAUUCUCACUCUUUUUUGUUUCAUAAAUUAGAACAGAGUGACACCCCUGAUGUUUACAUAUUUAAUAAACAGUACUGUAGUAGUACUAAUGAUCAAAGUGGACGUCAUCGAUGUAGGGAAAUUGAGUAGUAUGAUAAAUCAUUUUGGGACUAAUCUGUCGUCAUUUUGAAAGUUACUCCACUUCAUUACACUUCAUUACACAGAAUUAUAUUUGGCUUUCAUUCCAUGAUCAUGAGUCAUUGCUUUAACCUAUUCGUUACAUUGAAUUGUCAGUUGAGUCUUUGUAUUUUUAUGUAGCCCACGGGAAACGGUGCCUUCAUUCUUGACUUCAUGUUUGUUUCCUGCUCCAUGUGGGCUGGGAAUGAGACCUGGGACUGGGACUGGGAAGAGUCUCAUGGGACAGCGUGGGAGGAUGUUCCCAAAUCUGCCUCCUCUGCACUUACACGCCUGCUCCUUGUUGGUGACACAACUUGUUUAGUGUUUUUUUUCUCAUCCGACUUUCAGAUAAUAGGCAUAAAAUAGAACUCAUUCCUGGGAUGGAAUGAGAUUCCACAGCUCUGGACAUGCAACUGGAUUAAACUUGGAUGUAUUUAUCUGUCUAUCUCUAUAUAUAGAUAGAUAUAUAUUGUUUGCUUUCUGUGUACUCUGGAAAACAGUUCAUCAGCAGUAGAUUGGGGGUCACCGAGUAUUUUUGCUGGAGCAUUAUGGGAAUAUUGGAGUGAAUUUGUGUCUGGGCGGAGCGGGCUUUGGGACUCGGAGGUCUUCAUCUCCCCGGCGAGAGGACAGCUCGAUGCGGCUGAGUGGCGACUCUCCACCAGGAAGCAUGAGCAGCGUCGGAGGCGGCGGCGGCGGCGGCUCCGGGAACUUCCUGCUGGUACCGAUACCAGAGUACCCGCUGCUGGACUGCGUGCCCAACAAGACGGUCAAGAUCGUGGUCCUGGGAGCCAGCAACGUCGGCAAGACUGCUCUGAUCGUCAGGUUUCUGACAAAGAGGUUUAUCGGGGACUACGAAGCAAACACCGGGGCACUCUACUCAAGGAAGGUCACUCUGGAGGGAGAGGAAGUUUCGCUACAGAUCCAGGACACGCCCUGUGUCACUCUACAGGACGAUGCUGAUGGACUCUACUGCCAGGAGCAGAUCAACAGGUCCAUCUACUGGGCGGACGGUUACGUGCUGGUGUACUCCAUCACCGACCACAACAGCUACAGAACUAUCCAGCCACUUUAUCAGCACGUCAGACGCAUUCACCCGUCAGGCAACAUCCCAGUCAUACUGAUUGGGAACAAGAGCGACCUUCUCAGAGCUCGACAGGUGCCUGCGGACGAAGGCGAGACUCUAGCAGCUUCACUAGGAGGAGUGUACUUUGAGGCCUCGGCCAGAGAAAACCACGAGGGCGUCCACUCUGCUUUUCUGCAUCUGUGCCAGGAGAUUAUUCGUGUUUUUGGUGGUGGAAACGGAGAGAAGAGAAAAGGAGGCCUCCAUCUGGCCAGACCCAAAUCUCCAAACAUGCAGGAGCUGAAGAGGAGAUUCAGACAAGUGCUUUCAUCCAAAGUUAAAUCUGCGACAACGCUCUGAUGCCUGCCAACACUCAGAACUGCUCACGAGAAAUACACGUCCACGUCGGUGGGGGAUGAGGAUUUUGUCCUGGAAAACCUGAUGGAAGACUGGGUAGGAAAAUGACUGAUGGACUUGAUCUGAUGAUCUCUGACCAGUGAGCUUCCCACAUGGGAAGCCAAAAGCCAUGAAUGCCAUAAACCAUGUGAGUGGACUUCUCUGCUGGGAUCAAAGCCUUCUAAAGAUCAUGAGCGGCGUUCAUCAGAUGGUGGGAUAAAGGCGGAUUGGAACACACUGAGAACUCCUCAGAACGUUCAGAAAUGAACUGCUGCUUUUGGCUGUCUUCAUGUGAGGCUCAUGGGGUGUUUUGGUUAAAGCUGACCAAGUGUGUGCCAAUAACCAGAUCAGGAGGGACAAUGAAACCCACCCAGUUAUGACUCAUAAGAACGCAGUGACCUCUGUUCCAAGGUUGAUCCUUGUACUUCUUCACACUUUCUGCAUCACUACUGUGUAUUACACAACAUGCAAAACAGGAAGUGGCCCCAAAGGCCAAACCUUAGUAGCUGAAUUUGGACCUAAAUGCUGAAGGAAAAGUGCAGGAAUGUCUGUGGUUAUUUUCAGGAAGAGGACACAUCAGAGGGAUUGAUUAAUAAUAGACAUUUGAAAAUAAGUGGGUGCCAAGUCCAGUAAUUCCCUUAUUCCCUCAUAGUUUUGUGUUGUUUAUAAACUUUGAUUUUCCCACAUGAUACAGCUUGACAGUCUUGGUUGUUUGUCUACGAUCUUUUUGUUGUUGUUUGUUUUGUUUGGUUUGAAUAUUGACAAAUGUCACAAAUGAUUCCCACAAAAAUAAAACAUAAUACACUGUUUAAACUAUACAUAGUACACAAAACUGCACAGUACUGUAUUCAUCUUGUCCAAAACACACAAUCAAAUGACUUUGUAAAAUGACUCUAUUAAUGUGUUAUUACAUGUAAAACUUUCAUCAUUUGCAACGCAGCUUCAGCUUUGAAUACGUGCACAGAAAUAAAAAUCCUCAGACUGAGAACACGUCACAGAGACUGAGCGUCAACACCAUUUCAGGUGGUCAUAAAUUACUCAUUGAAAAGCCCUGAAUCACCAUCACUAGUAAUUAAAAAGAAAUGUUAAUUACCUAAAGAAUUUAAGUGUUAAUGGGACCAAAUGACAAAUUGUCAACCUUAAACAUAUAACAAACCGAUUGUUCCAACAUUUUUCCACGAUAAAUUAGCUCAAAGAAUCCAAACAUUACAUUUAAUGGAGGUAAAGUCAUUUGAAUGGUUUAUAAAACAACUGUGUUGCUCUAAGGCCUCAUUCUGUAAAAUAUUUCACUGGUGGUGUAAAGCACAAGGUGGCUCGAGGAAACCCAUUAGAAGGAGAACUGAAGGACAGAAAUGAAGCUACACUGAGUGCGAGUUGGUGUGUGUUCACGACAGCGCUGUUCUCAUGACCUCACACACAAAAUUCCCA
Molecule: messenger RNA, 4207 nt
Organism: Synchiropus splendidus (mandarinfish)
Lineage: Eukaryota; Metazoa; Chordata; Actinopteri; Syngnathiformes; Callionymidae
Gene: rasl11a
Product: RAS-like, family 11, member A
Exons: 8
Coding region: 1958-2743 (261 amino acids)
Molecular function (GO): GTPase activity; GTP binding
Source: RefSeq, a predicted model, not a curated record